GGCGUCAACCUUUUUCCUUAGGGGGCGGAUUCGGGUCUUGUGGAGCGUUCUGUCGGAAACGCCCCCUUUUUCCUCCGGGGCGGGACGAGUGAGGCCCAGUACUGUGUCUGCCGCGGCACCUCAGUAGGGUAUGGCCCGCUGUGAGGAGGGCGCCACGGUGUCCGUGGCACUUCUGGGGUCCCCUGGAGUUUGCAGUAAAGGGUUGCAAAGGAAGGGUCUCUGUGAACGGCGCCGGCUGAAGGCGACGGUGUCGGAGCAGCUCAGCCAGGAUAUGCUCAGGCUUUUAAGGGAAGAAAUCCAUACAGAUGUUACUUUCUCUACAGAUUAUACUUUGUUCAAAGCACACAAAGCAGUCCUUUUAGUAAGGGUUCCUGACUUCUAUUUCCAUAUUAUUGGACAGACAUCAGACAGUAUAACGAAUCAUGAGCCUGUUCCUGUGGAGAAUGUUGAAGUUUUAGAAUUUAGAACAUUUUUACAGAUUGUAUAUUCAUCAAACAGAGACAUAAAAAACUAUGAAGAGGAAAUUUGUAGGAAAAUGAAAACAGAAAGUGGGACACUACAAAAGAAACUUGACUUCAAUUUUCAAAAGUGUAAAAAUUCAUCUGAUUAUUCUCUUCAGAAGCAUGAAAUUUCAGAGGAUAUUAAUGAUCAAGAUGACAGUUUAAUUUUUAAUGAUAAUUAUGACUURGAACCUGCAUCUGAAUUAGGAGAAGACUUAUUGAAGCUUUAUGUGAAACAUUGUUGUCCAGAUAUUGAUAUUUAUGUUGAUGGAAAAAGGUUUAAAGCUCACAGGGCCAUUUUAAGUGCCAGAUCCAGUUAUUUUGCUGCAAUGCUGAGUGGAUGUUGGGCUGAAAGCUCCCGAGAGUACAUUACUCUUCAAGGUAUAAACCAUGUAGAAAUGAAUGUUAUGAUGCAUUUUAUAUAUGGAGGAAUUUUGGACUUUCCAGACAAAGCUAAUGUUGGUCAGAUACUCAAUAUGGCUGAUAUGUAUGGACUAGAAGGAUUAAAAGAAGUAGCAAUCUAUAUUUUAAGAAGAGAUUACUGUAAUUUCUUUCAGAAGCCCAUUUCCAGAACAUUGACUUCUAUAUUGGAAUGCCUAAUUAUUGCUCAUUCAGUUGGAGUGGAAAGUCUUUUUGCUGACUGCAUGAAGUGGAUCGUAAAGCAUUUUGCAAGGUUUUGGUCUGAGAGAAGCUUUGCAAAUGUACCUCCUGAGAUUCAGAAAAAAUGCCUUAAUAUGUUGAUUCAGUCCUUGAAUGAUAAGAAUGCUGCUUUUCUUCUGAUGGAAAGUGACAGGCUAAUCAUCAGUUUACCCAGAGUAAAAUGGACAGAAGCAGCACUAACUAUGGCAUCUCAGCUCCAAGAAGAGUGUAUUGCAUUUAUUGUAGAAAACUUCUCCAAGAUCAUUCAGAGUGAAAAUUUCAUUCUUCUCUUGCAGGUUGCCUUUGAUUAA
Molecule: messenger RNA, 1450 nt
Organism: Urocitellus parryii (Arctic ground squirrel)
Lineage: Eukaryota; Metazoa; Chordata; Mammalia; Rodentia; Sciuridae
Source: RefSeq, a predicted model, not a curated record